Molecule: messenger RNA, 425 nt
Organism: Racocetra persica
Lineage: Eukaryota; Fungi; Glomeromycota; Glomeromycetes; Diversisporales; Gigasporaceae
Source: the annotation of a GenBank genome assembly
AAUUAGAAGAUCCUGUAUCAAGCUAUAAUAAUGUUAAUUAUGAUAGUGACCAUAAUGAUGACUAUAAUAAUGAUGACCAUGCUUGUGAUAAUAACAAAAGUGCUCAUAAAGCACAGUAUGCUAUGACAGAAGAAUAUCACAAAAAAAAAAAGAAAAUGCAAGAUGAACAUAGUACUAUUAAAGAGUUAUUCAAAAAAACUUCUAAAGAUUCCUCUACUACGAUGUUAGCUGAAAUUGAUAAUAUGAAAUUUCGUAAUAUGUUUGCCACCUGGAUUAUUAAUCGUCAACACCUAUUUGCUAUAAUUGAGGAUCCUGAAUUUGUCAAAAUUAUACAGUACUUGAAUCUCAAGGCACAAUUAGUUAAAGCAGAUGCAAUUAAGAAUACAAUUAUGUCACUUUAUAACUUAGAAAAACAAGAAUUGAAG